AUGGAUUGCAUAAUGGAAUCGAAGGGCGUCAAAGUCUUUGGGAAGGCCCUUUACGCCCUGUCACGGGUCGGGGAUGAGCUGUGGUUGGAUCCCACGGUCAAAGGGCUGGCUCUGAGAUCAGUGAAUUCAGCUCAUUCUGCUUAUGCCGGUUUCCUGUUCUCACCGCUGUUCUUCCAGCAGUACAGGAUGGAAUCACAAAUACAGCAGGGCAACGAACCACUCAAAUGCAAACUGCUCAUGAAGUCUGUGCUACCACUGUUUCGGUGUCUGACCUCCAUUGAACGCAAUGUGAAAAGAUGUCAAAUAUCAGCCAGCUUUACCAGUGACAAAGUGAUCAUCCAGUUUUUCUGCAGACAUGGCAUCACUAAAACCUACAACAUACAUUUCCAGGAAAGUGAGGCCUUGCAGGCCGUGUUUGCCCCACACCUCUGUCCUAAUAUACUGAAGGCUCCUGCCAGGCUUCUUGCUGAUAUGGUGAUGCACUUCCCUGUGUAUCAGGAGGAAAUCACUCUGUCCAUGACUGCAGUGCGAGUCAGUCUGAGGAAUUACUGCGAGGAAGGAAAGGGUCACUUAAAGAUGCACACCGAGAUGUCCUUACACCCAGAUGAGUUUGACUACUUCCAGAUUGGAGCCCUCUUGGACAUAACCUUCUGUCUGAAGGAGUUGAGGGGUUUUUUGUCCUUUGCAGAAGCGCAUUCCCUUUCUGUGUUAGUUCACUUUGGUGCAGCAGGGCAGCCUGUGUGCUUCUCCGUGGAGGACACGGUCCUUGAGGCCAACGUGGUGCUGGCGACUACUAAUGACUCUGGAAGCAGCGACUCCCCUCAGCCCGCAGAGACUCCAGCUCCCACUUCAUCCAGGUGUGCAGAUCCUGCUGCUGUAGAUGCGGGUGUAAGCGAAGGAGACGGCAACACGCCACUUGACAUUCCGGAUAUAAUAGAACUUGUUACUUCCAGCCAAGGCAGCCCUAUAAUCAACCCUCCCAGUAUGAUUCAUCUGCUGCCUCCGACUGACGACUUUAGGAGACUCUUCGUACCUAACGAGGAAUGUGCCAGUGCUGCCGCCAGUCCAGCUCCCACGACGAUCUGGUCUCUCCUGUUCAAGGCCUUGUCCUCAGAGCAGGAGAGUGAGGACGGCCGUGCUGCUGGACUGCCUGUUCUGGCAUGUUACACUGACGAGGAGGAAAGUAUGGAGGACGAAACCUGACCACGAAGCCCUUCCCUGUGAGAGCAUGGCUGGUAAAUGCGGAAGUAAUGUGCUAUAACCUUUUUGGAUUUGGAUUGAGUAUUUUUUUUCUAAGCAUGUUGUUCACAGCUGAA
This is a messenger RNA of Cololabis saira (Pacific saury), 1316 nucleotides long. It is a transcript of the gene rad9b, whose product is annotated as RAD9 checkpoint clamp component B. Bases 1 to 1203 code for a protein of 400 amino acids. Gene Ontology annotation, cellular component: checkpoint clamp complex. Lineage: Eukaryota; Metazoa; Chordata; Actinopteri; Beloniformes; Belonidae. The transcript is spliced from 11 exons. Gene Ontology annotation, biological process: mitotic intra-S DNA damage checkpoint signaling; DNA repair; cellular response to ionizing radiation. The record is from RefSeq and is a predicted model, not a curated record.